AAGCAUGUGAAGCAGUUGACGUGAGAGGAGAAGGAGUAUCGAACAGCUGCAUGGAUCUGAGACACCAGGAGGAGGAUGCAAGGAGGGAGACACCUGCAGAUGCAGGAUGCUGCCAAACUUGUCGGCUGACAGCUCGUGUGGCAGUUGCUAUGGCAACAAUAAUCCUGGUCAUGGGACUUCUUUUGUGUUUGGUGCUAUUUGCCGCAUUGAGGGGAGCACCAGAAGUGGAUCAGACCUCUAAAUCUUCUGCAGAGGAGCUGAUGAUGGAGCAACUGCAGCAGUGCCAAAAAAAGCGCCAUGAUGUGGACCUGAUGCUCCACACCGUCACUCGAGACUCCAGGUGCAGGUUGUGUCCAGACGGUUGGCUGUGGUGGAGGAGUCACUGCUACUUCUUUUCAGUGGGGCUGCAGGACAAUCGAAAGUGGAACGGGAGUGCAGAGUUCUGCCUGCAGCACAACAGCAGCCUGGCUGUGAUCAAAGACUCUGCAGAGAUGGAGUUUAUCCAAGGUGUGAUGGGAAAGUUCCCUCGGUUCCCCUUCCUGUGGGUGGGACUGACAGACGCCGAGCAGGAGGGUCGGUGGCUGUGGACGGACGGGACGGACAUCCAGCACUACAUGCCGGUGACGGUGCAGUGGGACGCUGAUCACAGGGACUGUGCAGACCUGAGGGGAGGUGGGAGUCUUUUUGCCACCAGCUGUGAGUCAUACGGACCCUGGGCUUGUAAGAGAGACUCCUGACACACUUCAAC
This is a messenger RNA of Epinephelus fuscoguttatus (brown-marbled grouper), 748 nucleotides long. Its product is annotated as CD209 antigen-like protein E. Bases 51 to 737 code for a protein of 228 amino acids. The transcript has 6 exons. Lineage: Eukaryota; Metazoa; Chordata; Actinopteri; Perciformes; Serranidae. The record is from RefSeq and is a predicted model, not a curated record.